AUGCUGGAAAUUCAUCUGAGAUACGUUCGAUCAUUUCUUGAGGAUGCUGCUCGCAAGGUGCCACCCGAGCUUGGCAUCGAUUUCGAGGAUGUUCUUCGGAAGAUCAGCUCUGUGCCAAUAGACGCGAAUGCAUCACCUCGAGCCGCCUCGGUCCCAUCAGCAGGCGUCGAUGCUGGGACAGCAGGUUCGCCUACCGACAAUCUAAGUCGUCUGUCACACCCUGACUGCCUCAAAUCGAUCGUUGAGCUCUUGGACGAUGGUCCGCCAGGGCAGAGCUAUGAUGCGGUGAAUGAACUGUUCGAUCGUCCACUAGCAAACGCACCCAAGGCGGCAACGAGCCCACUCCCGCCGAAGACCGAGGCGCUUGUGCUGAUCAACAGCCUCUUCUCCACUCAGCAUCCGCUGCUCGCCUUCCUCCAUGAACAGUACUUCCGUGAUACCGUGGAUCUCGUCUACAACGCCGAGUCCCGAGACGAAGCAAUCGACCGCUUCUUACCAAUGCUGCACAUUGCUCUCGCACUCGGCUACCUCUUCUCAAAGCAAACGCAUCGCGAGGAGGGAUGUGAAAUUGCCCAGCAGAAGUCGAUGCAGCACUUCAUGACUGGUCGCAGUAUGCUGCAGCCUCUGCGCGUCCAUUCUAUGAUGGCUCUACAGACGUUACUAUGCGCUGUCGUCUGGCUUAUUUCGACCGGCCGUGUUGUUCAAGCUCAUCCGCUGAUCGGGCUCUCUGCAUCUCUGGCAUUGCGGCUUGGCUUGCAUAGGAGGCAUACAGGUCUGCCAAUGGAGGAGACAAUGCUCCACGCGAAGGUCAUGGUGUCGAUCUUGCAGGCGGAUAUGUUUGUUAGCAUGUUGCUAGAGCUGCCCGGCUUUCUGCAAAACGUUGAAUAUGAGUCAGUCAGCCUUGACGAAGUGCAAGCCAAGGCAGCGCAGGACAAAGACAAGCGUGUCACGGCUUCAUUGCAGCACUACAGUCUGCUAAAACUGUGCCGGACCAAGCAAACAGAUGUGGAGGCGCUCCUUGCGGAUCAAAUCGCUCUGAUGAGAGUCCGCAAGGACGGAAACGCUCCCUUGCCGCGGAGACCUGGCGGAAAUCCGGAUGACCAAAGGAUUCAAUUACAAAUGGAGAUCAUGCUCAACUUGGCAUUCUUACAUGUGGCUCGGACUUCUUUGCUAGACAUAUUGCAUUCAUCAGAACACCAGGAAUCGCAUGAGGCUUUCAACCACACCGUGAUGGCUCUGGGUCUGGCCUCCGACACUAUCAAGCGAGUCCAGAUUGCGUUGCGGAUGAAGAUUCUAUGUCCGGCCGAUUGGAGUAUCAUGUAUACUUUGCUGAUCUCAGUGGUCUACAUUAUCGCUCUGCACUCCCACAACGAGCAAGCGGUACCUUCAGAUGAAGCGCAUCAACAAGUCGUCUUAGCUAUCGAGCUGCUGGCGGCCUGCCGUUGCUGCGAUGGCGGAGCGACUCGCGCUCUCCAUGUGGUAAAGCUUGUAUUGCAACGAUCAAGCCUCCGCCAUAUCGACAUCAACGACAUCGUAUCCAGAACAUCACGCAUUUGCGAUGCCGAACCACAGACACCGCCGCUCAACGCCAACUUGACCCGCCAAGACGACAUUAUGGCGCUGCUGAAUACCCGCCGACAUGAAUCAUUUGCUUCAUCCACAACCUCGAAAAGUCGCUCACCGAGCGCGACCACUUGA
Molecule: messenger RNA, 1698 nt
Organism: Cyphellophora attinorum
Lineage: Eukaryota; Fungi; Ascomycota; Eurotiomycetes; Chaetothyriales; Cyphellophoraceae
Product: Activator of stress genes protein 1
Exons: 3
Coding region: 1-1698 (565 amino acids)
Biological process (GO): positive regulation of transcription by RNA polymerase II; DNA-templated transcription
Cellular component (GO): nucleus
Molecular function (GO): sequence-specific DNA binding; zinc ion binding
Source: RefSeq, a predicted model, not a curated record